AUGAUCAAAGGCGGUGGCAUCAUCAUCGGUGUCUGCGUCGGCGUUGUCGCCUUCGUAGCCGGCUGGGCCUGUUUCUGGGGUUGGCUCCGCAGUGCAGAGGAAGAGGUCGAAGUGCAAGCCGUGUUGGGAGCACUCGAGCUGGAUGGCAUGCAAGAGCAUUAUCAGCAGAGAAGGCAGAGCAUGCACCGGCAGCCGCAGCAGAGCGUCAGUGGUCCAGCGGUCGAAUAA
Molecule: messenger RNA, 228 nt
Organism: Diplodia corticola
Lineage: Eukaryota; Fungi; Ascomycota; Dothideomycetes; Botryosphaeriales; Botryosphaeriaceae
Exons: 1
Coding region: 1-228 (75 amino acids)
Source: RefSeq, a predicted model, not a curated record